UUUGUUGAUAUUUGGCUGUGUGUCACGUGAUAUGAGGUAGAAUUCUAGGCAAAAUGGCGACAAGGGUCAGUGUGCUCUAUGACUUCGAUGGGGAUACCCAAAAUGGAGAACUUGUCGUCAGGGAAGGAGACCAUUUAACAGUUACAGACAAGGAUGUUGGUGAGGGCUGGUGGGAAGGCCUUGACAGCUAUGGGAAUAGAGGACUAUUUCCAGCUGCAUAUGUUAAGGUUUUAGAAGAUGGCCCUCCAUCCAGACCUCCUCCUGCUCCCAUUCAGUCUUCUUCACCACAAUAUCUGAGUAUAUCACCAACAAGGGGUUAUGACAAGAAUGAUGGAGACUGGGAAGACGAGUGGGAUGAUGGGAGCUCUGUGGCAUCUGAUAGUUACUCUGGAGAUUAUGCCUUUUCUUCCAAUAAUGCGCCAAGGACAAUGAGUGUUUCAAGAGCCGGUACUGUAAAGAAAAGCAUGAACAGGUUUUCAACAUUUGUGAAAUCUGGUGGUGAGGCAUUUCUUCUUGGAGCUAAUCAGGAUUCAACUCUACAAAGUCAAGAUAAAGUUGUUAUUGAAGAUAGUGCUGAUGGAAUUAUAUGGCAGAACAACCCAAUCCCAUUCAUUUGUGCAGUUUCAGAACCAGAAAAAAAAUCAAAAUACAAAGGAAUUAAAAGUUAUGUUGCAUAUCAAAUUGUUCCAACGCAUACAGAUAAAGCAGUAUCACACAGAUUUAAGCAUUUUGAUUGGCUAUAUGGACGUUUAGUAGAGAAAUUUCCAACAAUUUCAGUGCCUCCCUUACCAGACAAACAAAUAACAGGUCGUUAUGCAGACGAAUUUAUUCAAAAAAGAAGACAACUUCUAGAGUUAUGGAUGAACAGAGUUUCAAGACACCCUGUAAUUGCGCAAUGUGAAGUUUUCCAGCACUUUAUUAAAUGUGAUUCAGAGGCACAGGAAAAGGAAUGGAAAGCCGGCAAAAGGAGAGCUGAAUGUGACAAACUUGUUGGGUCACAAUUUUUCUACACAAUUUCUUCACCUGCACAGAAUCUCUCACAACAACAGGUGGAACAUAAAGUGGAACAUUUCAAAGAUUUUGUAAAAGGCAUGGAUGAAAGUGUAAAGACAACAAUUUCUCGAUUUGAGGAGUACUGGGAUAAAGUGGCAAGAUCUUAUAGAAAUGAGUAUAAAAGGUUUGCAAGUGGAUUUCUUCAGCUCAGUGGAUCCUUUGCUCCAGAUGCUGCAGCAUACUCAUUACCUUUGACACAAGCAAUUGAGGAUACUGGAAGAACUUAUGAAGAAAUUGGAGACUUAUGUCAGGAUCAGCCAAGGAAGGAUGCAUCUCAGAUGAUAGAUUUAUUGAGAGAAUAUUCUGGUAUUCUUUCAACUUUCCCAGAUAUUGUUAUAGUACAAAAGUCUGCCAUGAGCAAACUAAAGGAAUGUCAAAAAUUACAAGAAGAAGAAAAAAUGGAGUAUAACGAAGUUGCAGAUGUGUCUGCCAGACUGGAUGUUAUGACAAACUGCGUAUUUGCUGAGAUAAAUCAUUUUCAGCGAGAAAGAGUGAGGGAUUUCAAGAAGCAAAUGCAACAUUUCAUUGGAGAACAAAUUCAAUUUCAUCAGGAGAUAAUAAACAAAUUGCAGUCAUCUCUUGAGAAAUACAACUAUGUUCCAGAUGAUUAAUUUUACAGCUGAUAUGCAUGCAGUGAUUUUCUUUUUGAAACCUCCAAGAAUGCAGUGCACAAUUCAAAUCUUGCUGUCACAGUAAGGAACCUUUUGAGAAAUUACAAUUCACUGAUUUUCGAGGAGUUAAGAUAAUGGUGAUGGGAAAGUUCAAGUGCAGUAUCUCAAGAGGUGAAAUGGAAAAUAUGCUACAAAAUGUUAAAUUUUUGUUCAAGGAUUGAUAUGGGCCGGGGCUUGUUUUUAAAAAUGGUGGCAAAUCAAAACAAUUGCUUGGAAAUUUAUUUAUGUUUGGAUUCAGUAAAUUCUUCCAGAAGCUUUAACUUAUGAUGCCAUGAAGUCAGUUGUGAAGCGGACAGCAAGUUAGUCACUUAGAGAUGUGCAAUUAUGUGGUUGAGUACUUUGCAGCAUUUCCAUCAUUUAUAUAGCCCUGCUUUAUGUGAGAUUCCUAAUUAUAAAAGUAUCUGCAAUAAUUACAAAUGAUCUCCCCUAGUAGUUUAAAUACUGUGACCUAGACAUCAUUCAUUGCAUCAUAAUUGCCUAAUGUACAAACUGGUAAUAUUUAAGGGAUGGUCUGUGAUUAUCCUAAACUUGCAGCGGAUCUUGAUUGUCAGAAAUUGCUUUCGCCCUAUUUCUACUGUGUCUCUUGAGAGUCAGACGUUUCUGCAACAACAGCAAUUGGCUAGUGCUGGACACUAACCUUGUGUUAAGUGUGUGUUAGUACCAUUACAUCGCUGAAGACUUCUGGCAAUCCUCUGAACGAACAAUCUCCAUUCUGAUCUGCUCAUUGCUGUUUUAUCCCAGUGAAUUCUUUCAAUACAUCCAAUCAUCUUGUUCUUUACCUGCCUUGUCUUGUCCCUCUGCCCUUCCUAACAAAAUAUCUGGGCACUAACCUUAGAAUUUUUCUAGUACCAUACCCAUAUUUAAUUUCAUAUUUCAUAGCCCCCUUUGCAUUAUUAUUAUAUACUAUUAUCAAUAAAAACAGUUGAACUUUACACAUAAAGAAUUAUUAGCCAGUAAAUUCUUCCUAUAAUCCCAACUUAAUUCUGACUGGUGAGUCUACACCAAUAAAUGAUAUACAUUCAUAUAAAAACCAUUCAUGUGCAAAUAAAUUCAAUGGUUUAUUAGUAUUUGCAAGUCUUUUCUUUAAGAGGUAUUUUGUAUUUUAGACAGCAUGAGAAAUUUGGUACUUUUAGUCAUUCAUAAAAAAUUGCUUUAUAUACAAUUAAUGCAAGUACUUGGCAUAUCUCAUUUUUAUAUUCCAGAACUUGUCUGAAGUAACUUAAGACACCGCAACUAUUUGAAUGAAGGAUUUUAAAGAUUAUAUGUUGUGAUUUUCGCAAAACAGUAUUAUAUGCUUCCUAAAAAACCCUGUCUUAAAAAGAGGAACUAUGUCACCAUGUUGUAAACUUUAAAGUGAAGUCUACAAAUAAUAACCCCGGUUAUUUUUCGCAGAGAGUCCAGUAACAUUUGUAAUAUUCAUUUAAAAUAUGGACAACCAUUGUUUAACAUUUUCCAAAUGCACAUUUCCCAUUUUGAUUUAUAGCUAUUAUUCAGGGUAAAUAAUUUUUAUAUUAGCAUAAUUUUGUCAUAAUUAGCAUAAUUUUGUCAAUAGGAAUGUAUGCAAUUGUUUGAUUUAUUCAGUUAGAGUGCUGAACUUA
Messenger RNA from Rhopilema esculentum, 3322 nucleotides. RefSeq names its product sorting nexin-18. Gene Ontology annotation, biological process: plasma membrane tubulation; endocytosis; endosomal transport. NCBI's taxonomy places the organism in Eukaryota, Metazoa, Cnidaria, Scyphozoa, Rhizostomeae, Rhizostomatidae. The record is from RefSeq and is a predicted model, not a curated record. Gene Ontology annotation, molecular function: protein binding; phosphatidylinositol binding. Gene Ontology annotation, cellular component: cytoplasmic vesicle; plasma membrane.